CAUCUUCUCCUUCAACCAAACUUUUGUUUCUUGUUAAAUUUCUCUGGUUUUUUUACCUUUCGUCAUAUUAAUCAUGGCUGUUUCUCCGAGGAUUUUCCCGCCAAGAAAACGACGGCCGUCGGCUGGAGCAUUCAUUUCUCCAAAAUUGCCGGACCGUAAACUCGUUGAAUCUCUUUAUUUUUUAUCUCAAGAAAUCUCAUCUCUCAAACCUCUCCAGUUCCUUCUAAGACGGAACUCUGUUUUGAUAAUACGCAAGGCAAAGCUGUUGGCCGUCUUGUUCGAAGAGCUUCUGGGUAAUCAAGUUUCUCCAUUUUCGCCUUCAACUGUUCUUUGCUUUGAAGAGAUGUACAUAGUUUUGCAAAGAAUGAAGACGUUGAUUGAAGAUUGUUUGAAUGGUAGCAAGAUAUGGGUGCUCGUGCAAAUCGAAACGGUGGCUAAUAGUUUUCACGAGGUUACCAUGGAUUUGUCAACCUUGUUAGAUAUUUUGCAUUUAAAAGAGCUAGACUUGAGCCAAGAUGUUGAAGACGUCGUCGUUUUGAUUAGAAAACAAUGUUCUUCUCAUAGCAGAGAUGGUUCUGUAGAUCCAAGAGAUGGCAAUCUACGGCUAGAGGUCUUAACGAUGCUUGAUCAAAUCAGGAAAGAGAUCGUUCCCGAUCAUUCAAAACUCAAUGUAAUUUUCCAAAGCUUAGGUUUACGUGACGCGUUGACCUGCAGAGAAGAAAUUGAGAGUCUUGAAGCCGAAAUUCAGAAUCAAAUCGAUCAAAAAUCAAAAUAUCUUGUUGUUGCAUUCAUCGGACUCGUUCGCUACUCGAAAUGCGUUCUUUUCGGCGAAUCAACGCAAAAAUCGGACGCAAUUCGCCGUCGGAGAAGAAAAUCGGCGGCGGAGGCUAAUGUGCCGGCGGAUUUUCGUUGUCCGAUUAGUCUUGAUCUGAUGAAAGACCCGGUUGCUGUGGCCACCGGACAGACGUAUGAUCGCCAGUCGAUUAAUGUCUGGAUUGAAUCAGGACACAACACGUGUCCAAAGACAGGUCAGACCCUGGUCCACACGAAUUUGAUACCGAACGUUGCUUUAAAGAAUUUGAUAGCUAUGUGGUGUCGCGAGCAGAGAAUUCCUUUUGAAUACGCUACAAGUAACGAGAAAGUUAACGGAGUUGUAACUAACAAGGCGGCUUUAGAAGCUACCAAGAUGACGGCAUCCUUCUUGAUUAAUAAAUUGUCAACUUCUCAGUCAAUGCAGGCAGCAAACGAUGUCGUUUACGAGCUCCGUGUGCUUGCCAAAACAGACUCUGACAGCCGCGCCUGCGUUGCUGAAGCUGGGGCCAUUCCUUUACUUGUAAGGUACUUAGGUUCGGAUGUAGGCACGAAUCUACCGAACCUGCAAGUCAAUGCCGUUACAACGAUCCUUAACUUAUCCAUUCUUGAAGCAAACAAAACGAGAAUCAUGGAAACUGACGGCACAUUAAACGGAGUAAUCGAGGUUAUGAGAUCAGGCGCCACAUGGGAAGCGAAAGGAAAUGCGGCUGCUACGAUAUUCAGUUUAUCAGGUGUACACGCGCACAGGAAGAGACUUGGGAGGAAGACACGUGUCAUAAUGGGAUUAAUGGACUUGGCUAAGAACGGACCCACGAGUUCAAAGAGGGAUGCCUUGGUGGCAAUAUUGAAUUUGGCGGGAGACAGAGAAACGGUUGUGAGGUUACUUGAAGGCGGAAUUGUGGAGAUGAUAAGUGAAGUGGUUAACGUGUUGCCGGAAGAGUCGGUAACGAUACUGGAAGCGGUGGUGAAGAGAGGUGGGUUGGCGGCGAUUGCUGAAGCUUAUAAUUUGAUUAAAAAAUUGGGGGUUUUGUUAAGGGAAGGAUCUGAUACAACAAGAGAGAGUGCAGCAGCUACACUUGUGACAAUCUGUAGAAAGGGAGGAUCAGAAAUGGUGGCGGAGCUUGCAGGAAUGCCUGGAAUUGAGAGAAUUAUUUGGGAAUUGAUGGAAACUGGAACUUCGAGAGCUCGAAGAAAGGCGGGUGCGCUCUUGAGAGUACUCAGGAGAUGGGCUGCUGGGUUGGAUGCAUAUACUGUAGCCAGUACCACAACAGUUACUUCUUCAACAAUACUACUGCCUAGUUAACAGCGUAGUGGCUUCUUAAUUACACUUCAUUUCUAUAAUUGUAAAAAUGGUUGGAAUAAGUUGAUAAAUUUGUUCUUUGAUUUGUAAGAUCAAUUUAGUUGGUUCGUUUGUCAAAGCUUA
Pistacia vera is the source of this 2236-nucleotide messenger RNA. Its product is annotated as U-box domain-containing protein 16. The transcript has a single exon. Lineage: Eukaryota; Viridiplantae; Streptophyta; Magnoliopsida; Sapindales; Anacardiaceae. Gene Ontology annotation, molecular function: ubiquitin-protein transferase activity; protein binding. Gene Ontology annotation, biological process: cell surface receptor signaling pathway; protein ubiquitination. Bases 74 to 2116 code for a protein of 680 amino acids. The record is from RefSeq and is a predicted model, not a curated record. Gene Ontology annotation, cellular component: cytoplasm; nucleus.